This is a messenger RNA of Echinostoma caproni, 606 nucleotides long. The record is from the annotation of a GenBank genome assembly. Lineage: Eukaryota; Metazoa; Platyhelminthes; Trematoda; Plagiorchiida; Echinostomatidae.
GUGUUUAGAGAAACAAAUCGGAAACAAGACCUCAAGAUCACUAUUGAAGCCUAUCGCAUUGCUUUGGAAAAUCAGUUCAGACGCAAUAAGAGCUUAUCUACUGAACUGGCUGCCAUAUUACCAUUGAUUCCAAGCAAGGUGUACGCAGGUACCAUCUUUUCAGACCUUUCUACUACUUCGGGGCGAGCGGAACCCACUCUGCAGGAUAGCUCCGAUACCGGUAGAACGAACCCGUCCAAAGUGUUGCACAACUUGCUCCUCUGGUUUCAUCACAAUCUGGAUAAUGUGGCGACCACAAGCAGUUUGGAUAACUUAUGCCCAUCGUCCGGUGACAUUGAGUAUCGAAAACUGAACCGAUCCACCAGUCGUCAUAUUUUCUCUGACUCAUGGCGUCGCGUUGCGCGUGUACGCGAGGCACAAUCAAUGUACGACUUGUCCGUGGGUGCUGAUGAGACGGGUAUCAUGAAAGAUAACCAAUCCCAUUCACCUUCACGUUUCCCGCCUUGCAAUUCCCCGGAACAAAUACGCAAACGAAUCCAGGUAGGCUCAAAGUUUUCGACAUCUAACAGUACGUGGUGUCUGCACAAGUCGAAUGGUCUAAGCUAA